Molecule: messenger RNA, 2159 nt
Organism: Drosophila subobscura
Lineage: Eukaryota; Metazoa; Arthropoda; Insecta; Diptera; Drosophilidae
Product: acid sphingomyelinase-like phosphodiesterase 3b
Exons: 6
Coding region: 302-1864 (520 amino acids)
Molecular function (GO): hydrolase activity
Source: RefSeq, a predicted model, not a curated record
UGCUGUGAAGUCUCUGCCGCUGAGUUCGUAAUUUCGUGACGAGUGACACGCCGCAGUUCACGUAGUUGGCGCGUUUUUAUUGCCCGUUGGCCUGACGACAACGACCAAAAUUCAAGUUGGCAAGCAAAAAAAGAAGACAAGAGACAAAAAAAAAGUGUCUCAUCAUUUGGUGUGUGCUUUUGUGUCGGUGGGCAAGUGAAAUCACAAACUUUGACUAAUGAAUAAACGAAAACUGUGCCCCAAAAAAGCAAAGUAGUUUGUCCAGCAAAAGCGAAAGUUCCCCAAGGAAAGAGCUGCCAAAAUGAUGACCAAGUUGAGCCUCUGUCUUUGCCUCAGCAUCGGCCUGGCACAGGCGCGCAUUGGCUACUUCUGGCACAUUAGCGAUCUCCACUUGGAUACCAUUUACUCCACCCAGGGCGACAUCUACCGCAGCUGCUGGCAACUGGAGCGACCCGUUUCCAGCUCCAGCUCGGGCUCCAAUGCAAAUGCGGCGAGUGAGGCGCCCGGCAUGUUUGGGCACUACAACUGCGACAGUCCCUGGCGCCUGGUGGAGUCCGCCGUGAAGACCAUGAAGGCCAAGCAGGGCGACAAUGUGGAGUUUGUCCUGUGGACUGGCGAUGCGCUCUCGCACUCUGCCCAGCCGCUGUCCGAGCAGAAGCAGCACGAGAUCUUACGCAACAUCACAGAUCUGCUGGGACGCAGCUUCUCAUCGCAGUUCAUCUUUCCAGUGUUGGGUCACGAGGAUGGCAGCGGCAACUACCAAAAGAUGGGCGAACUCUGGCGCCACUGGCUGCCCUCGGAGGCGCUGGUGACCUUUGACCAGGGCGGCUACUACUCCAUCGAGCAGACAAAGAGCCGCCUGCGCAUCGUGGCACUCAAUACGAAUUUUAUGCGUUUGGACCACGAUCCACCGGAUGCCAAGGCAUCGCACAGCCUGCGCUGGCCGGUGGAGUACUAUGCGGAGCCCAAGGCCAGCGUGAGCUCGAUGUCCGCACAGGAGGAGGUGCUGGCCGAGCAGCAGUGGCUGUGGCUGGAGGAGGUGCUGACCAAGUCGCGGGAUAAGCAGGAAACGGUCUACAUUGUGGGCCACAUGCCGCCGGGCGUGGAUGAGCGACAUCUGGGUGCGCAGCAGCACAAUCAGUUAAUCUUCACGGAGCGCAACAAUCGGAGAUAUUUGGAGAUGGUGCGACGCUAUGCAUCGGUCAUACAGGGCCAGUUCUUUGGCCACCUGCACUCGGACACUUUUCGGCUGUUCUACGAUGCUCAAGGCCAACCCAUCUCGUGGCUGAUGAUUGCCCCCUCGAUUGCGCCGCGUAAAGCGGGCAUUGGCGCCUCCAACAAUCCCGCCCUGCGGCUCUACAAAUUCGAUACGGGCAGCGGCCAGGUGCUGGACUAUAGCCAAUUCUGGCUGGACCUGCCACUGGCCAAUCGUGCCCAGGAGCCACUCUGGCAGCCCGAAUACAAUCUGACACACUACUACGCCCUGUCCGAGAUCUCGGCGCUGGCAUUGCACAAUUUUGCGGAGCGCUUCACGGGCACCGAUGCCUCCUGGUUCACCAGAUACCACCGCGCGAAUGCCGUGCGAUAUCAGUCUGGUACGCCCUGCCAGGGCCUGUGCAUGCUCAAUCAUUACUGCGCCAUCACGCGCCUCGACUACGACGAGUUCCGGCUGUGCCUGGAGCAGGAGCAGCUGCCAUUGCAGGGCCGUUCGGCCAUGUCCGCGCUGCCAGCAUGUCCAUGGUGGUGCUGCUGUCUGUUGGCUGUGCUUUUUUAUGGCCUGCAAAGCAUGUUGUGGGGUAGCAGCAGCAGCAGCAACAGCAGCAGCGGGCAAUGCAGCAGCAGCAGCCGCAACCAGCGAAUUUAAGCGUUUCUCGUUUAAGCCAGUAACAUAUCAAAAAAAGAAGAAGAAUAGUGAGAGGAGGAGGAAAGGAGAAAAGGAGGAGGAAAAGUAAAUGGUGAACGGAGUACGGAGGAUGACUUGCCGCUCACUGGCUCAGCUCAGCAAUUCCUAUAUACAAAUAUAGCGCUAAUUUACUCUCAAUUAUGCCUGCGCCCCACCCACGAUGCCAAGCGAGUGGAGUACGUGUGUGUGUGUGUGUGCGGGCCAUAUCGUUUCUGUCUGUGUGUGUCUGUAUGUCUGUUUGUGUGUGUAUGUAUAU